Ilex paraguariensis (yerba mate) is the source of this 2084-nucleotide messenger RNA. NCBI's taxonomy places the organism in Eukaryota, Viridiplantae, Streptophyta, Magnoliopsida, Aquifoliales, Aquifoliaceae. The record is from the annotation of a GenBank genome assembly.
GCGAACAAAGCAUAUUCUUUAGGUCAAGCCUCUAAUAACACACUCUCUCUCCUCUCUCAUUCUCUACAUUUUCGGUUUAGUCACGCAGAACCAGCAAGCACUCAUUCACACUGCAAUCGAAUAACGUUCUCUCUCUGUCUAAAUCUCUAUCUGCAUAAGUCACUGUUCAGAGGUCUUUAGUCGUCGACCGGAAAAAAUGCAUUCGAAUCACUUGCUUCUCGAAGAGCCUAUAAGGAUGGCCACUAUCCUCGAGCCAUCCAAAGCUAGUUUCUUCCCGGCAAUGACAAAGAUCGUGGGGACUUUGGGCCCCAGGUCUCGAUCCGUCGACGUUAUCUCCCGUUGCCUUAAAGCUGGAAUGUCUGUGGCUAGAUUGGACUUCUCGUGGGCGGGCCCAGAGUAUCACCAGGAAACUUUGGAGAAUUUGAAGGCGGCUAUUAAAAGCACCAAGAAGCUCUGUGCUGUUAUGCUAGACACCGUUGGUCCUGAGUUGCAGGUUGUUAAUAAAAAUGAGACAAUUAUUUCACUUAAGGCAGACGGUACUGUUAUUUUGACACCUGAUCAGCGCCAGGAAGCCUCUUCGGAAGUAUUGCCAAUCAACUUUACUGGACUAUCAAAGGCUGUGAAGAAGGGAGACACCAUUUUUAUUGGUCAAUACCUGUUCACAGGAAGUGAAACUACUUCUGUUUGGCUGGAGGUAGAUGAAGUAAAAGAUGAAGAUGUGGUCUGUGUGAUAAAGAACUCUGCAACCUUGGCUGGAUCAUUGUUCACUCUGCAUGCCUCUCAGAUUCAUAUUGACUUGCCUACCCUCUCGGAUAAAGAUAAGGAGGUUAUUCGUACAUGGGGUGUUCAAAAUAAAAUUGACUUCCUCUCCCUAUCCUAUACACGGCAUGCAGAAGAUGUUCGUGAGGCCCGCGAAUAUCUAUCUAAGCUCGGUGAUUUGAGUCAGACUCAAAUUUUUGCAAAAAUUGAAAAUGUAGAGGGUUUGACCCAUUUUGAUGAGAUCCUACAAGAAGCAGAUGGUAUCAUCCUUUCACGUGGAAAUCUUGGCAUCGAUCUCCCUCCUGAGAAGGUGUUCUUGUUUCAGAGGGCUGCUGUUUACAAGUGUAACAUGGCCGGAAAACCAGCAGUGGUAACUCGUGUUGUUGAUAGUAUGACUGACAAUUUGAGACCAACUCGUGCAGAAGCAACUGAUGUUGCCAAUGCUGUUUUGGAUGGCAGUGAUGCAAUUCUUCUUGGUGCUGAGACUUUGAGAGGGUUAUACCCUAUUGAGACUAUUUCUAUCGUGGGUAAAAUUUGUGCCGAGGCGGAAAAGGUUUUCAAUCAAGAUCUGUACUUCAAGAAGACUGUCAAAUAUGUUGGAGAACCAAUGUCACACUUGGAAGCCAUUGCUUCAUCUGCGGUACGGGCCGCCAUUAAAGUGAAGGCAUCUGUUAUUAUCUGCUUCACUUCAUCUGGAAGGGCUGCAAGAUUAAUUGCGAAGUAUAGGCCAACGAUGCCAGUUCUAUCAGUCGUCAUCCCCAGGCUUAAGUCAAAUCAAUUGCGAUGGAGCUUUAGUGGUGCAUUUGAGGCAAGGCAAUCACUUAUAGUCAGAGGUCUUUUCCCAUUGCUUGCUGAUCCUCGACAUUCUGCUAAGUCUCUUAACGCGACAAAUGAAUCAGUUCUGAAGGUUGCACUGGAUCAUGGAAAGGCUUCAGGAGUAAUAAAGUCGCAUGACAGGGUUGUGAUUUGCCAAAAAGUUGGGGAUUCAUCUGUGGUCAAGAUUAUUGAGCUUGAAGAUUAGAGUGCUUAUGUUUGCCUCAUUUUAAGCCAUUGCUUCCGCCUAAUAUUUGCAACUGGUGCUGGACUUCAUCAUGGUUUCAAAGACUAUCUUCAAAUUUUGUAUCUAACAUGAAUGUACACUAGGCAUUUCAUGUUCUGAUGGAAACUAUAUCUAUUUUGCCCACUCUUAGUAACAUAUUGAAGUCACCUACCGAAAUUGAUUUUGUAAUGUGUUUUAUGGUAUUCAAACAAGUAAACCCGGUUUGGGUUAAAUUGAGCUAUUGGAUUUUGUUUCUGAUGAACUGUGUAUUCACUUCUUGUUGAAG